Cylindrotheca closterium is the source of this 1461-nucleotide messenger RNA. Lineage: Eukaryota; Bacillariophyta; Bacillariophyceae; Bacillariales; Bacillariaceae. The record is from the annotation of a GenBank genome assembly.
AUGGGGAAAACAAAUAAUAAUAAAGGACCGAGAGAUCGUCAGCACCCAGACGAGUCUGCCUUCUUGCUUGAGGAUAUUGAAGAACAAGAAGGCCAACAAGUCAAAGUAGCAGCACAAGCACCACCAUUACCGACCCAUCGAAAAGUAGUUUCCUUGUUUGCUGGAAGCAAUCCACACCAAAGACGAACCCGUCCGCCUCGUGGUGGUGGUCGUGGUGGUGCACAUCAUAGAAGCUUAUCCUCGUUUAGCGACAUGUAUCAUGCGGUACGAGACUAUCCAAUGGGCGAAGACAUGCGUCAAGUGGGAGAUGACAUCAAGUCUGGCUUUGUUCACAACAUGCGAGAAUUGGAUCAGGGAAAGAAUCUGUUUCUGGACAUGUCCAUGACUCGAUCCCUCAGUGUCUUGCCCGAGGAUAUUUCCGAUUUUGCCUUUGAACUGACAACUCCAAGACACAAGGCAGAGGAAGAAUACGAACAAGAAGAGGAAGACGAAAUAACGAAAACACUUCCACCAACCACACUGUUUCACUAUCUCGGACUCUUUCUCGCCGUCUUUGCCGUGUCCAGCAAAGCCACUUGCUUUCACAUGUUGGAUGACGUGGAAGCACCACUCAAACAGUAUUGGAAAAUGACUGCCACCUCUGUCUUUCUCCUUCCAUUUGCCGUCCACCUAUAUCGCAACGAAGGAUUGCCACAAUUGUCCCUGUGGCAAUGGAUUACAUUCAUGGCGGCCAUUGUCUGUUACAGUGUCCAGGCGGUCCUCUUUGUCAAGGCAUUGGAAUAUACCACGGUGGGAAAUGCUUGCAUUUAUGCCAACUCACAAGCUCUUAUACUAAUCCUGGGCAAGGGUUGUGUCGGCGAUCCCAUUCAUUGGCUCGAAGGGUUGGGAGUCUUUAUUGCCUUUUCCGGGGCCGUUCUGUGUACCCUGGAUGCGGAAUCCCAAUCGGAAGUAGAUAAUUUGGAUGGUACCGAUGGUACUUUUGGAGAUGCCUUGGCAUUUCUAAGUGCCAUUGCGGGUGUCUCCUACUUGACCUUUGCCAAAUCAGUUCGGUCGGGAAUGUCGGUCACUGUCUUUGUGUUUGGUGUCAUGUUCUUUGGGCAACUAUUUGUGCUACUCUUUAUGCAGCUGACAUCGAGUAGUCUAGAGUACAACUUUGACAUGGACGAUGGAGUCUUUGGUUGGCUCAAUGAGCAUAGAUUGCCAAUCAUGAUUUACUUGGUGUUGGUGGUCAAUUCGGUUGGAACGAUGGGAUUUGUACGAGCAAUGGAGCAUUUCGAUACUCUUCUGAUUGCGGUCGCCACAUUGAUGGAACCACUCAUGGCGUCACUUAUUGCCUUUGUGUUCCAUGCCGGUUUGUUGCCUGGACCACUUGGCUGGGUGGGAAAUCUAUUGGUUGUCAUUGGAACGUUGGGCGUGGUCUAUCCAUCCAUUGGCAAGGGCGAUGGAGCCAUGGCUCACUAG